CUAACUGCUUUGAGGGCUAUUUGGCGGAAUACCAGAAGCGCUUAACCAGCAACAUGAACAACACGACGGUCGCCACCAGCACUUCCGACAAGUUGUUUACCACUCCGGAUUAUGGAAAGGGAAAUCGGACUCAACCGCUAGACUCAUCCGUCAGGGUCGCUCUGGUGGUCAUCUACGCAGUCGUCUUGAUGGUUGGAAUACCUGGCGUCGUCCUCAUGAUCAACGUGCUGAAGUCUAACUUGCGCUCUGUCACCACCGUGGCAGUCCUGAACCUGAUCGUGGCGCAUCUCAUCUUCCUACCCACCGUGCCGUUUCGGAUUGACUACUUUUUCAGAAACCGUUGGGAUUUGGGGCUGAUGAUGUGCAAGGUGGUCAGCGCCAUGAUCUUCAUUCACAUGUACCUUUCAUUCAUCAUCUACGUGGUGCUGCUCGUCAUACGGUUCCACAGUUUCUACAAGCGGACGAGGACGGAGGAUUUCUACCGGAGGCUGCAUUCUGUGAUGUUCAGCGCGGCCGUGUGGGCAGUGGUGGUGCUCGCAGGGACGCUGCUCGUCGUCUUUACUUAUGGAAAUGGCGUUGAGCGUGACCCAAACACUUGCUUCAACUUUGGAUCUACCAUACAGAAAACGUGGGUGAAAGUGAUAAACUACUUAAUCAGCGCCACCUUUGUAAUAGUACCGUGCGUACUGGGUGCCAUCCAAGCGCAUAUCUUGCUCUCCAUCGCUCAGCAGUACGGGGCAAUGACGUGCUCGCAGCAGGAGUUUUGGGCUCAGAUGAAGAGCCUGUGCUUUGUGGUGGUCAUGCUCGUCUGCUUCGUGCCAUACCACAUAUUUCGCAUGCACUACCUAUCGCACUCUGAUGAGGAGGAAACCAACGAACUCUUCCUGGCCAUCACUGCGCUUAGCUGUGCUGACUUGUUGACGUUUGUGCGGAAAGGUGCUUGUCGCUCAUGUGGCACGUAGCCUAUAGAGUACGUUGUUUUCCUCUGUGUAAAGUGCCUCCGCAUUACUGCCAAGUGUUGAUGGAUGGACUAGUGUCGCACAUUUGUUUUAACUUGUCAAGUUGAGAUAGUUCUGAGACUACUGUGGUAGCCUAUGUACUAUGCAAUAUUUUGGAAAAGUGCAAACUGGUACAAUGUUUUGUAUAAACCUAAAACUUAUUUGGUCUUGUUACAUUACAUUACACUUGGCAGUUUCAUCCAAAGCGAUUCACGCUUAAGAUAUUGGUUACAGUGCCUGGAACAAUAUGAGGUUAGAUGAAUUGCUACACGUCAGCCAGGGAGACGAUUCUUUCCAGUCUUAUUGAGUGAGAUGAUUGCUCUUGGGUGGUUAAAAUAAUUAAAUUAAAAAGUAAGUGCAUGCUUGAUGCCAGUACUUCUGUUUAUAUAGCAAUAUUCUGCUUAUUUUCAGAUGCAGUGUCAGCAUUCAGUACAUUUUUGUUUGUUUGUUUAGCCCAAACCCACAAUGACCGGACACUUCCUGGAAAAUGACUGUAGUGUGUGAAUUGUUGACAGUGGUUGAGGUAGCCUACAGAAAUACAUGGUGCCCAGAGUAGGUCAUUUCUUUAGGCCUGCUCAUUCACAUCGUCUAUAUUGUUCUUGUCAGUCUAGAAUGCUCUUAUCUUUGGACAGCCGUGGCUGAGCUGGUUGUCAGAUCAGAGGGUUGCAGGUUCAAAUCCCAUCCUACCACUCUUUAUCUCACUGCAUGGUUGAUGUUCCCUAAGCAAGCUGCUCCAGGGACUGUAACCAAUACCCUGAACUUACAAUAACUAACAAAGCUUUGGACAAAAGCGUCAGCCAAGUGUAAUGUGUGUAAUGUGUGUGUGUGUGUGUGUGUGUGUGUGUGUGUAGGUAAA
Messenger RNA from Engraulis encrasicolus (European anchovy), 1854 nucleotides. It is a transcript of the gene gpr141, whose product is annotated as probable G-protein coupled receptor 141. The transcript has 2 exons. Bases 54 to 962 code for a protein of 302 amino acids. Gene Ontology annotation, cellular component: membrane. Gene Ontology annotation, biological process: G protein-coupled receptor signaling pathway. Gene Ontology annotation, molecular function: G protein-coupled receptor activity; oxysterol binding. The record is from RefSeq and is a predicted model, not a curated record. Lineage: Eukaryota; Metazoa; Chordata; Actinopteri; Clupeiformes; Engraulidae.